Molecule: messenger RNA, 3006 nt
Organism: Pseudoliparis swirei
Lineage: Eukaryota; Metazoa; Chordata; Actinopteri; Perciformes; Liparidae
Gene: mogat2
Product: monoacylglycerol O-acyltransferase 2
Exons: 6
Coding region: 1627-2634 (335 amino acids)
Biological process (GO): triglyceride biosynthetic process; diacylglycerol biosynthetic process
Cellular component (GO): endoplasmic reticulum membrane
Molecular function (GO): diacylglycerol O-acyltransferase activity; 2-acylglycerol O-acyltransferase activity
Source: RefSeq, a predicted model, not a curated record
CAUGGGUAAAAUAUUAACUGACGGACUGUCUGCGUAUUGAAGGUUACAAGCUUCGUUUAUUGACAGAUUGCGCAACUAAAUGCGAUUUGUAAUCCUUAUAGGCCUCGCAGGAAAAACUAAAUAUUUUUUGUAUAUACUGAGCACGGAGGAUGAGUUGAGGAGUCUCUCUGUAGUCCGGAGGUAUGGUAGCGGAUACUUCUGUAUCGCGUGCAAGGCGGCAGCAGGGGGUGAACAGGCUCUCGCUGAGGUGGGUUUUAUCUUUUAAUAGAUCCUCCGGGUUCUACGCAGCCACCUCCCCUCACCGAUAUCACUGAUGCUCUGUUAAUGAUAUACACUACCGUUCAAAAGUUUGGGGUCAGUUAGAAAUGUCUUUAUUUUUCAAAGAAAAGCACUGUUUUUUCAAUAAAGAUAACAUUAAUCAAAAAUACACACUAUACAUUGUUAAUGUGGUAAAUGACUAUUCUAGGUGGAAACGUCUGGUUUCUAAUGAAAUAUCUCCAUAGGUGUAUAGAGGCCCAUUUCCAUCAACUAUCACUCCAGUGUUCUAAUGGUACAUUGUGUUUGCUAAUCACCUUAGAAGACUAAUAUCUGAUUAGAAAACCCUUGUGCAAUUAUGUUAGCACAGCUGAAAACAGUUAUGCUGGUGAUAUAAACUAUGCAACUGGCCUUCCUUUGAGCUUGAAGUUUGAAGAACAAAAUUAAUACUUCAAAUAUUAAUCAUUAUUUCUAACCUUGUCAAUGUCUUGACUAUAUUUUCUAUUCAAUUUUCAAUUCAUUUGAUAAAUAAAAGUGAGUUUUCAUGGAAGACACAAAAUUGUCUGGAUGACCCCAAACUUUUGAACGGUAGUGUAUCUCUGGGCGGUUUUAAUGACAUGCUGAAGAGAUUAUAUGUUAAAUGAGGUAAUAAAAGAAUCAUAUCAUCCAUUCCAAGGGCCAAACUAAAUGUAGCGGCAGUUAAACAUAUUGGCCCAGUAAAAUGUCAAUCUGAAGGAAGCUAACUAUAGGGAACCGAUUAGGAGAUGAACAGAAAGCGCUGUUUGUGCUGAUUGGUGAUGACAGCCAUGGGUGGAUCCCUCCACUAUUCCCUGUCACCUUGUUUCCCCCUUCUUCAACAACUUUGAUCACCUUUUAACCCCCAGUGUGUUUUGCACAACCCUGAUGGGCCUGCUUGACAAACCUACAUGCCUUCAUUACUAUCUGCACACUGAGGUGCAGUUACAUGAUUGCUCAAGCAGAUGGGGCUGCCUUGACAGCACUACAUUGACCAAUACAUCACACAGUUACAUACUAUCCACCGACUGACUUCCACACAGUGCAUGGGGGUUGAACAAAUGAGCGAGAGCAACAAAAAUGGCCAAUUCCCAAUUCCUUCCCUGAAUUAUUGCUUAAGAUUUAUGUUGGAAUGCUGUCCUGUGUUUGAGCACUCGUCUUCCUCAUGCGGGCAAAAGUCAGAAAUAGAUAGCGAUUGACAAAUCAUAGCCCAUUUAGGGUUUCUGAGAUAAGGCUGUAAAUAGGAGGUGGUGGUGUAGAGGCGAGAAGGAAAGACUUUGGACCCACUUUAUCCUUCUUCUUCUUCAGCCACCGGCUGUAGCGCCUCGGUUUGCCUCUUUUCUUCUCGUGGAAGACAUGACGAUUGCUUUCGCCCCCGUGGAGGUGCCCGUGCACCGGAGACUGCAGACGGCGGCGGUGCUGCAGUGGAUCUACUCCUUCCUCUGCCUGGCACCCACCUGCAUCUUCCUGUUCCUGUACCUGCUGUUCACCCGCUUCUGGCUGGUCAGUGUGCUGUAUUCCGUCUGGUGGUUCUUCGACUACGACACCCCUGCACGUGGAGGCCGCAGGGUGUCCAUGAUUUGCGACCUCAAAAUGUGGGAAUACAUGCGGGAUUACUUCCCCAUCAAGUUGGUGAAGACGGCUGACCUGGAUCCCAGGCACAACUACGUCCUGGGCUUCCAUCCCCAUGGCGUGCUGGUGACAGGGGCCUUUACCAACUUCUGCACCCACGCCACAGGCUUCAAGCAGCUGUUUCCCGGCCUCACCAGCUACCUGCUCAUGUUGCCCCUUUGGUUCAGAACCCCGUUCUUCAGAGACUACAUCAUGAGUGCAGGUCUGAUUCCCUCGGACAAAAAGAGCGCCAGCUAUCCGCUCAGCAAAAGAGGGGGCGGUAACGUUGUGGUGAUAGCAGUGGGUGGGGCCCCAGAGGCCCUGGAUGCCCACCCCGGGACCUAUACUGUUCUAUUGGCUAAAAGGAAAGGCUUCAUCAAAUUGGCGAUGGAGAACGGUGCUCAUCUGGUGCCAGUCUUCUCCUUUGGAGAAAAUGAAUUGUUUGAUCAAGUGGGAAACCAAAAGGGGACCUGGCUUCGGUGGUUACAGGAGCGGAUGCAAGGAAUCAUGGGUAUCUCCCUGCCUCUCUUCCACGCACGUGGCAUUUUCCAGUACUCCUUUGGUCUCUUGCCCUACAGAAAACCCAUUAAUACAGUAGUUGGGCGACCGAUACGGGUGGAGAGGAAUGAGAAGCCAUCGGGUGAGGAACUCGAUGCCCUCCACCAGCUGUACAUGGACGAGCUCAGCAAUCUGUUUGAGGAGCACAAAGGCAACUACGGAGUGGACAAGGACACACAACUAAACUUUGUCUAAAAUGGUUAAUUUCAGAGUAAUUAACUUUUGAUACGAUGCUGUAUCAGUUAAGGGAGCAUCGACGACCAUAUGAGAGAAAAGCAACCACAAUCCACACGCUUAUGUAUCCAUAACUUAGACAUUGCUGUUCAUUCAGACUGCUGUUGGUGGCCACGGCGCUGUGGGAAAGGGUUCAGGUUUUCAUCUCCUUCUCCCAGUGGUGGCAUCGGUCUGGUCUUUGAGCCUUUGUGCAAGACCUGGCGCUCUCUCAAACAGAAUCAGAGGUUGCAUUUGGAUUGCAACAUCAUAUGGGAGGCACUGUCAUAAAACACCAAUGAUUUCAGGUUUUGGUCUCUGCUACCAACAGGGGAAAUUAAAACAUUUUAUACAGUA